This is a messenger RNA of Phytophthora nicotianae INRA-310, 4217 nucleotides long. RefSeq lists its product as hypothetical. The coding region runs from base 149 to 2794 and encodes 881 amino acids. Gene Ontology annotation, molecular function: protein binding. The record is from RefSeq and is a predicted model, not a curated record. The transcript has a single exon. Lineage: Eukaryota; Oomycota; Peronosporomycetes; Peronosporales; Peronosporaceae.
GAUUCAGUACUGGUGCUCGACUUCAUUCCCCAUCGCGCGUUUAAUCUCGCCUGCGCCGUCCUUCCCUCUCGCGGUGUGGCGAACGUCCGACGUCGCGCACACAACACACAACACCUCUCACUCCUUAACACCCGCAGCAGCCAACGCCAUGGCGGACGCGCGCGCGGCCCGCGGCGACUCGGCGUGCUCGGACGACUCGGCCUUCGGGGACGAGACUCUCAGUCAGGACGAGUUCGUGCAGCGCCAGAUGGACAAAAUGCGCAGUCUGGACGAGGCCGAGAACAUGUCGUUCCUCGAGUCGGCGCCGUCGCAUCGCAGCAGCAACCACAGUGGCACCAGUGAGUUGUCUGCUAAUAUGACAGUCUACGAGAAGCUGCAGGCAUUGGCUCUAGCUGAAAAUAUCAAGUUAGACGACCCGAACGGCGGUUCAGGCGUAAAAAGCAAAGACGGAGACGAUGAAGACGACGACGACGACGACGACGACGACGAUGACGAUACGUACGAGAUAUCAUGGGACGGAGGUCCUCUCGGACUAUUGUUCAAGGCCAACGCUAACGGACAGCCUGUGAUCCGCCGUGUCAAUAAGAAGGGAGCAGCUACAGGCCUACAAUACGCACGAGCGGGAGACGUGCUGCUUGCACUGAAUGGUGUUAGCGUUUCUGCUACGCCAUUUAGCGAGGUGAUUGAGAGACUGAAAAACCCGGAGUUCCCAAUUAAACUGGACUUUCGACCGCUAAAACUGAGUGAUCUGGCAUCUGCAGCUUCUGCGGCCACGUCCAAGUGGGGACUGCCUCGCACGGGCUCCUCGAUCCAUAGUAGCGAUGCUACGUCGGCGUUCUGUGGGUCACCAGUAUCGUCUAAUGCAACGGUGGAUAUGCGGAGCAACCGAGGAGCAGGAUGGGGAGAGUCAUCCCCGACGUAUAUGCCACAGAUGAAUGAAGCGUCCACAGAAGACCCGACAGAUGUUGAGUACGAUGUCGUGUGGAGUGAAGGGCCAUUGGGUUGCGAGUUAAAGCAGCGGAAUGGACUUCCUGCAGUGAAGUCGGUAACCGGUACAGGUGUCACGCCCUCGGUGGCGCAGAUCGCGGCGGGAGAUAUUCUCGUUAGUAUUAAUGGCUUGCGCACGGAGGAGAUUGGAUUUAAGAGCACGGUUACAUUGAUGAUGCGAGCUACCAAGCCCGUGUACUUACGAUUCCACCGAGGUGGGGCACGACAGCCGCCUUCUAGCUUUAACGAUCUCCCGCCGAGUUACAGGGGGCCUCCAAGUAACAGGGAGACCUUCCAGGAUGCACCAGGAGUGGAUGCUGCGCCGCUGGAUCCAAAGCAGUACACGGUGCUAUGGCGUGAAGGUCCGUUGGGUAUUCAAAUUCGUACGUCCAGCAAAGGCCGUGUCGUUGUGGCACGACUUACAGGUGCAGGUGCUCCGAAUGUUAACGAGUCAGUGAAACCAGGCGACAUUUUUGUGCGAGUGGCAGGUGUGGAUGUUGAUUCCCUGGGUAUUGCUGGCGCCUUUGAACUGCUGAAAACAGUCCAAAAGCCUGUUGUGCUCGUCUUUCAGCGACGGGGGCGCGGUCACAGUCGCGCACAUUCACGUGGUAGGCAUCCAGGCCUGCCUGUACCAGCACCUGCACCGGCACCUUUGCCGUCGUCGUCAGCAGUUCCUUCUUUCCGGCAAUUACGUGAAGAAGAAGCAGCCGCUGCUGCAGCAGCAGGGAUCGCACGAACACACAGCGCCGGAUACACCCCAGCGCGACCGAGAACUCAAAGCCGUGGGGGUUCUUUGAAGCACUUUGGUGGCGGAUAUCAAGAUCUAGAGAACUACGCAGCGUCGGAUGACGGUACUAGCUUGCACAGUUACGACUACCAAGCAGACUCCCCACGCUCGAGUGCAUCUCGCAAUAAUUCCGGCCAGCUUUUGAAUGUUGACGGUAGUAUGUCUGAGAAUGAUCUACCCAGCUACUCAGACCUACCACCUCCACCGCCAUUCCCGAGUACGGAGACGAAUACUACGGCUGAUAAUGGCGACGAUGACUAUCCAGAGGAAGAUAGUUUCCCGCCAGAGGCCCGAGACGAGAGCCCGUCGCUCACAGGACUGCCGCCACCUCCAUCUUACAUGGACGUAUUUACGGCUUCUGGAAGAGCAAAGGAUCCCAUCACGGUAGUGCCUCCUUCUGCUCGCAGUAUGGAUCUCCACAACAUUCCCGAUGAUGAAUCAGCAGGUGAUGAAUAUUUCGGUGACCAGCUAGAACGCCCGCCGCCGUUCGAAGCCCACAGCAACGAUGGGCCUCUACCUCCUCCGCCCAUGUAUCCUGAUGCGCCUUUGCCUCCGGCAGAGGAGACCCCGUCAUUGCUUGGCCAACCCAGUCGACUGCAGGAGCUUCGACGUCAGUACAUUGAAUCGGAGCGUCAACGAAAUUUGCUGCAGAAUGGGAGCGCUACGAUGGUGAGUACUUACUCGGAUAUCGACGAUUCGGGUCUGGUAGUGCGUCACCAACGACACCCUUCAGGCGGCUCAGUGCCAGGCAGUGCACCGUCACCUCAGCUGCCACUACCGGAACUUUGGGUGCGCUGGAGUGACGGUCCACUUGGCAUCACAUUUAAGCGCAAAAACGGCCAGAUUGUGGUGUCACGACUAACCGGCUCGGGGUAUUCGCCGGGUCUGACACAACUUCGACCGGGUGACUGGCUGGUGUCAUUCAACAACCAAUCCACCCGCAAUUUACGGCUCGGUGAAACGAUGGAACUACUGAAGCGUUCGCCAAAGCCUGUGGACAUGUGCUUUAUCGUUCAAUAAGGGUGCAGGAUGUACAAUCGCCAGUCACUCGGGAAUAGACCGGAGUGUUAAUAGUGAAUAGCAACCCCGUACCUGACGCCACGUAGAGAACAUGAAGCGGAGAGUAAAGGGCUGUUGGCGACAAUACCUGGAGAAGUUGGCGAGUCGCGAUGCGCCUAAAUAACCAAGUGAAGUGGCAACGACUGUGAUUUGGUAUUCCACUAUGCGCUCUACCCUAACAGAGCGCGAAGCCCACACCCAAAAACUUUGGCAUGGGAGAUACCAUGCCUCGCAAAAUAUUUUUUCCCCCUAUGCAUUCAGAUACCGCAGCACCAGCGCUGCUAGUGUUGUGUAGCGUCACCGGACUGUGCACGCUUUCGAGCUCGAAUAGCAGCCAUCAAGUCGAGAGGUUUACUGGGUUGUGAUGUCUCUGUUGGCGACUCAUUCUUGGCGAUGCUGUCCCUUGUGCUGAAGCGUUUACUGUUUUGCUUUCGUCGAGCUUUGAUAGCAUCAAAGAGAAGAGCACUGGUGGGGAGAGCUGCGGAUCGAUUUACUAAUGUCUGCGGUGAAAGAAGCUGUUUGUCGUUUGAUGUAUGGACGACUGUCCUCUUCGCCCAAGGCACUCGAUUCACACCAUUCAUAGAGCUAAUAUCAUCACCCAGCGCUGCUGAAUUCUUCUCGUGUACAUCGUCGAUCAGCUCCUGUACAGGCUUGAAUGCUGCUGCUGCGGUGAUAGAAAUAUUUUCACGGAUCAUGCCUUUAUCGUCGAAAAGUAAAGCCUUAACGUCGGCCAGUAUCCCCUGUAAGAAGAUAAUUGCUUGACACGCCUCACGAACCUCGAAUGGUGAACGCGUAUCUUCUUCAUCUUUGGCGGGGUCACGUUUUCCCAUAAUGCAGAUUCCCGCACGUUUCGAGAGUAACAGCGUCAGCUCACGCGUACUGUUCAACAAUGAGUUACACUGGCUCUGCUGCUCAAUAUCGUCACCUCCCGAGGUUGGGAAGGAGAUAUCUAGAGCUCGUAUUUGUUCCAGAAUCGAGUCCAUUUCUUCCAAAGCACCCAACGCUUGUGCAACCUCGCGCAUGUUCAUGUUGUAGUGUGCUUUCAGGUCUCUUUGGCGUUGGUUAGCUACCAUUUCUCGAACGUGGGCUUGCGCCUCCAGCAAGGCUUUCUCACCAGCAUUUUCAGGAUCGCUUUUCAAGAUCUCCUCCUUUAUAAACUCAGGCUCCGGUAUGAACCCCAGACCAUAAUAUAGCUUUCGCACCCUCUCCUCCGUGCGUACUGGACACGCCAAGCCCACAAGGUCGCAAUUGUGCUGGGAACCGAUAACUAAAUUAUCAAUCUCAUACCCAGUUUCAGACGAUCUGCAGUGGUUCGUGAGGUUUCUAGCAGCAGUGAUGAAGGCUUCUUUAAGCUUGCAGUACCAAGCGUAUUUCUUCUGUGCCA